CAUAAAUAACAGCAGGAGUGAUCUAACCCUAUACAGCCCAUCUUCUACGUGCAAAAACAGCGUGUGGAGGACGGCCACAUCUCCGACUGAAAACAAGUGGAUCUCUGUGGAUAAGAUCACCGGGCAGCCAUGGAAGAACUUACGGCUUUUGUAUCCAAAUCUUUUGACCAGAAAAGCAAAGAGAGCAGCAGCGGCAGUGGCAGCGGCAACAAGAAGGAGACGAUCACGUACAGGGAAGUUUUGGAGAGUGGGUUGGCUCGCUCUAGGGAGCUUGGAAACUCUGAUUCUAACCUGCAGGACAUGACCGAGAGCAGCAACCAUUGCCCGGUGCAUCUUUUCAAAGACCACGUAGAGAGCGACAAGGACAAACUGAAGGAGUUCAACACGGGCAGGACAGCGGAAGGGAUCUACGAAUGCAAAGAGAAGAGGGAAGAUGUGAAGUCAGAAGAUGAAGACGGACAGACCAAGCUUAAACAAAGGAGAAGCAGAACCAAUUUCACACUAGAGCAGCUGAACGAGCUGGAAAGACUUUUUGAUGAGACUCACUAUCCGGAUGCCUUCAUGAGGGAGGAACUAAGCCAGAGGCUGGGACUAUCUGAAGCUAGGGUUCAGGUCUGGUUCCAGAACAGGAGAGCGAAGUGCCGAAAGCAGGAAAACCAGAUGCACAAAGGUGUGAUCCUGGGAACCGCCAGCCAUUUAGACGCCUGCAGAGUAGCCCCCUAUGUGAAUAUGGGAGCCCUGAGGAUGCCUUUCCAACAGGUCCAGGCGCAGCUGCAGCUGGAGGGCGUGGCCCACGCGCACCCGCACCUGCACCCGCACCUGGCGGCCCACGCGCCCUACCUGAUGUUCCCGCCGCCGCCCUUCGGGCUGCCCAUCGCCUCCCUGGCCGAGUCCGCCUCCGCCGCCGCCGUGGUGGCCGCGGCCGCCAAGAGCAACAGCAAGAACUCCAGCAUCGCCGACCUGCGGCUGAAGGCCCGGAAGCACGCCGAGGCCCUGGGGCUCUGACACGCUUCCCCCGAGCCCCCAAUCACACCCCGCCCCGGGUGCCCGCGGCGGGCGGGCGUGUGACCCGCACGGACCGCCGCUCUGCCCCCCCGCUCCUCCUCAUCCUCCUCCUCCCUGGCUGCAGGGCGAGCAGCGAGCGCUCCGGCCGCCCUGCCGCCUUAUCUCUUUUGGUUUUUUUUUAUUUUAUUAUAUAUAUUUUUUUCGGGGGUUUUGUUUUUAUUUCUCUGCCCUUCCCCGAGGUCUGCGAGCGCCGCUUUGCUCGCCCGCUCGGCCCCAGGGACUCGGCGGCCGGGAAGUGCCGCGUGGCGCGGCGGGGACGCUCCGCCCGCCGCCGAACCGCGGACACGACACACGCGAGCGGCAAACACGCACCCGCCAGCCAGAGACUCCUCGGAGGACAAAGUAGGUGGGAGGAGAGAGAAAAGAGAGCUAAAAAAAAAAAAAUCACAAAAAGAGAAAAAAAAAAAAAAAGAGAGAAAUGAAACGAUCUCUAAAUUAUGUUAAUCUGUGAACAUUGGGGACACUUUGGAUUUUGACCCUGGCAAAAGUGAUCGCUCCGGCAUAACGUCAUCUGCUGCUGUCAGUUUUGCUACCUUGUGCAUGUGUCAAACUAAACACGUUUUGAAGAUCAGAAAUAUAUUAGAACAAAACUAAACAAAACAAAUAGUAAUAAUAAUAAAUAAUAAAUCCUUGGG
Molecule: messenger RNA, 1700 nt
Organism: Poecile atricapillus (Black-capped chickadee)
Lineage: Eukaryota; Metazoa; Chordata; Aves; Passeriformes; Paridae
Gene: SHOX
Product: SHOX homeobox
Exons: 5
Coding region: 130-1005 (291 amino acids)
Biological process (GO): regulation of transcription by RNA polymerase II
Cellular component (GO): nucleus
Molecular function (GO): DNA-binding transcription factor activity, RNA polymerase II-specific; sequence-specific double-stranded DNA binding
Source: RefSeq, a predicted model, not a curated record